AACACAGAAUGUAUCAGGGAACCAAGACAAGUGGACUUUAAAUUAAGAAGCAGACGACCCAAAUUCCAAGUUUUGACAGAGUAAGAAAUGGCACAUUUCUCGAGACUUUGGCUUUUAAGUCGACAUUUAUACCCACAGGCGACCAUUAAUAGGGUAGCUGGUUUGGUCAAUUCCGGGUUGCAACGACGUUUUGCUUCAUCUGCUGCAGAAACAGGGGAAACUGUUAUUACUGAGAGACAAGACAACAUCUUUCUAGUAGGAAUAAACCGACCAGACAGUCGUAAUGCAGUGAAUCGACAGACAGCUUUACUCUUAAGAUCAGCAUUUGAAGAGUUUGAUAAAGAUCACAGCCUAAGUGUAGCUGUUUUCUAUGGUGUUGGUGGUAACUUUUGUGCAGGGAUGGAUCUGAAAGAGGUGUCAUCAUACCAAGACUUUGAUUUGAAAGAAGUCAAUUUGGAUCCACAGGGACCAAUGGGUCCUAGUAAGAUGAUACUAAGCAAGCCAGUGAUUGCAGCAGUGAGUGGCUAUGCAGUAGCAGGUGGUAUGGAGCUAUCAUUGAUCUGUGAUAUGAGAGUAGUUGAGAAGAGCGCUACCUUCGGAAUAUUCAACAGGAGAUUUGGCAUCCCUCUGAUUGAUGGUGGAACAGUCCGUCUGCCUAAACUCAUUGGUCUUUCCAGGGCACUUGAUUUGAUCCUAACAGGAAGACCAGUUGGAGCUGAAGAAGCUUAUAGCUUUGGUCUCGCUAAUAGAGUGGUACCUGAUGGAGAAGCACUUGAUCAUGCAAUCCUUCUUGCCAAACAGAUCGCUGCAUUCCCACAGGGAUGUAUGAAAACUGACAGACGAUCUGCUUAUAAUAGCUCCUUUGAUGGCUCUACAUUUCAAGAUGCUUUGCAUUAUGAGUUUGAUACCGGUUCGGAGGUUCUUAGCACAGAGUCAUUGCCGGGUGCGACACAGUUUGUGAAAGGAAUGGGUAGAGGUGGAUCUUUUGAGUCCCAAGAGUGAAUAAAUGUAAGUUUUAAUAGAUGUUAAAUUUGCAUCGGGGAUAAAGAAUAUUAAUUUUGGUUUUUACCCAUACACCGAUGUGUGUU
Messenger RNA from Asterias rubens (European starfish), 1088 nucleotides. Its product is annotated as probable enoyl-CoA hydratase echA8. Bases 88 to 1002 code for a protein of 304 amino acids. The record is from RefSeq and is a predicted model, not a curated record. The transcript has 7 exons. Gene Ontology annotation, molecular function: catalytic activity. NCBI's taxonomy places the organism in Eukaryota, Metazoa, Echinodermata, Asteroidea, Forcipulatida, Asteriidae.